Molecule: messenger RNA, 901 nt
Organism: Eriocheir sinensis (Chinese mitten crab)
Lineage: Eukaryota; Metazoa; Arthropoda; Malacostraca; Decapoda; Varunidae
Exons: 3
Coding region: 43-759 (238 amino acids)
Cellular component (GO): extracellular matrix
Source: RefSeq, a predicted model, not a curated record
CUUUCACCCAGUCACACGCCCUCCUUCACGGUCGCGCCCCACAUGUAUACGUGGCAGAGGCAGCGGGUAUUUAAGGCCGCGUUCUGCAGACAUGGGCAGCAGUGUCACCUCUGCAUUGGCUGGAUCAUGUCUUCCCUCAAGGUUGUUGCCGCCGUGCUCGCCCUCGUGGCAGCCGGCGCCGCCCGCCCAGACCACGGGGCGGGAGCUGGGGGACACGACAACGGCGCUGCCACUCACACCGGCUAUGGAGCUCCUCCGCCGCCUCCUCCGGCCACCUACGGGGCACCUCCACCCACCAUCUACGGUCAACCCGAGCCAGAGAAUGCGCCACCCAAGUACGAAUUCAACUGGGAGGUGAAGGACCAAGACUCCGGUAACGACUUCGGCCAACAGGAGUCCCGCGACGGCGACAACACCGAGGGAUCCUACCACGUCCUCCUCCCCGACGGCCGCAUCCAGAAGGUCACGUACACAGCGACCAAGGACGGCGGCUACUUGGCAACGGUGGUGUUCGAGGGGGAGAUCAAACAGGAGCACAAGGGUUACGGCGAAAGCAGCCCCCCGCCCCAAACCUACGGACCACCAACCACCCCACCUGCCCAAACCUACGGACCACCAACCACCCCACCUGCCACCUAUGGCCUGCCUACCACUCCCCCUGCCACCUACGGCCCACCCACCACUCCCCCUUCCAUUUACGGCCCCCCUACCCCCCCUCCCACUACUUACGGUCAACCGGCUGCUCCCGGCCACGCCUAGACUCCACUACCCUCUAGAGUAUUGUCACACGCUUUUUCUUCUUUCUCUGUUUCUCCCCCUCUCUUCUCUCUCUCUGUCUCUCUUUCCAGCAUAGGUUAACUAACUUAUUUGUUUAAACAACAAUAAAUGAGCACCAGACGAC